GUUGUCUCAGUCUAACGCGCCUCCGACUCGCUAUCCCUACAGGAGGCCACUGCUCGGGCGACAGACGGACUAUGCUUGGGAGGACGGAUUCUGUUAGCUGAUUUUGUCAGAAUUCGAAUGUCUCCGAAAGUAUCGGCUACCUCUGUGACAUGGCUGCUUGUGGCUGGGCUCGUCUUCCACUUGGUGUAUAUCGGAACAGUCUUUGACUGCUACUUCACCAGCCCUGUCGUCCAUGGAAUGCAGCAUUAUAGCACCGAGCGACCGCUGUCGAAGCGCUUGGUCCUCAUCGUAGGGGAUGGACUACGUGCCGACCUUGUCUUUGGCGUAGAUGCCUUUGAUUUCAUUCCUGGGGCACCGAAUGUAACGGCGCCGUAUCUGAGAUCCAUUAUAGAGACAAGGGGAGCAUAUGGUGUUUCACACACGCGGGUGCCAACUGAGAGUAGGCCGGGACAUGUAGCACUGAUAGCUGGAAUGUACGAGGACGUGUCCGCUGUGACCAAAGGAUGGAAGACUAACCCAGUCGACUUCGACUCGGUCUUCAACCAAUCGUCGCACACCUUUUCUUUUGGAUCACCGGAUAUCCUGCCUAUGUUCCAACAGGGCGCGACACACGGGAGAGUAAAGGCUUGGUGCUAUGAGGAGCACGAAGAAGACUUCUCGAAAGACGCCACUGCAUUGGAUACCUGGGUUUUGGACCAUCUCAGACAGUUGCUGCACAAUGCUACCACUGACGCUGCAUUGGAUCAUGAGCUUCGCUCCGAUAAGGUCAUCUUUUUCCUGCAUCUUCUGGGGUUAGACACGACCGGGCAUGCGUAUCGGCCUCAUUCUAAAGAAUACAUGAAUAACAUAUUGGUUGUCGACGCAAUUGUGCGUCAGACCGAGGCGCUGCUCACCGAAUUCUAUGGAGAUGAGGAGACCAGCUUCGUAUUCACUGCUGACCAUGGCAUGUCGAGAAUCGGCAAUCACGGUGAUGGAGAUCCUGAUAAUACUCGUACACCCCUCGUUGUCUGGGGUAAAGGCGUUCGAGGGCCUAUACACGUACCUGAAGAUGAUCUGGUCGAGCCAGACACGUAUACUUCUCCCUUCAAGCUCUCCCACAUUGUCAGGCAGGACGUUGAGCAAGCAGAUGUUGCGGCACUCAUGGCGACAUUAGUGGGUAUAAACUGGCCCGUGAACUCAGUCGGCGUUUUACCAGAUGUAUAUCCGGGUAAGGCAGGGUACUUGAAACUUGGUAAUGAUGGUAGGGCCAAGGCUGAGGCUGCCCUGGUAAAUGCGAAGGUUGUAUUGGAACACUAUCGAGUCAAGCAUGACGUCAAACACAAACACACAUUAUUCUACAAGCCAUUUGCCGCUCUUGAUAGUGAUAUCAACGAAGAACUGCCGGGUUCUAAAGCUAUCUCACACAUUGAGCGCCUCAUUCGAAGCGAGCAAUACAGUAGCGCCCUCCACGAAUCGUUCGAUAUGAUCCAGACUACAUUGGCUGGACUAAGAUAUCUACAGACCUAUGAUCGCUCCUUCAUCCGUAGUCUCGUUGUCAUAGCUUACACCGGGUGGGCGGCGUAUGCUGCGACCUUCAUCCUCAUUCCUAGUCAGGCGGGCUCGACGCCAACCGUGAAUGCCUAUGCGGCCGUCUUAGCUCUGUGGAUCGUACUUGCUAUUCAACGAUCACCGUGGAGUUUCUACCUAUACGCGAUCUUUCCAUGUUACUUCUGGGAUGCCGCUGUGAACAGAGCACGAGAACCGUUCCUUCAAUGGGCGCGGACUCGAGAGAAGAGGGAUCUCAAGGCGGCCGGUCUAAACUUUGGGCGAGGUGUCUUGGUCGCCGCGGCACUCGGGUGCAUGGUGAAAGCCUACACGGUCCGGUCGAUAUGGAGCAUCGGCUUCGUGCUUAUGGGUCUUGUGUGGCCGCGCCUCUGGCCUCGAGCUCGGCAGUCGAACACAAAUCUCACCUGGUUGUGGUCCUUGUCAUGUCUGGCCACGGGUGUCUUCCCGCUGCUAGAUGUGAAUAAAAGGGAAAACCUCCUGAUUAUACUCGUCGGCGGGUUGCUUAUGGUCUUGGUGGCAAACAUUGCUGCUAGAUAUGCGGUACCAGCGCGAGGUGCCGAAGCAACCUCACUGCUCGGUAUUGUACAAGUACAGUCUUGGCUCAUCUUAGCUACUAUGAUGAUUGCCAUGAGCUCCGUGUACAGAUUGCAAGCGAAGGCGGGAUUGCCUCUGUUAAAUCAGAUAGCGGGGUGGUGUGUCCUAGUCAUAUCGACACUGUACCCUGCUUUCUCCAACAUCAAGUAUGUUAACCCGGAAUCGAAGCUUAUCGUCUUAUUCCUUGCAUUUUGUCCCUGUUUUGUCAUUCUGUCGAUCAGCAACGAGGGCUUAUUUUAUCUCUCAUACUCGGUGACUUUGGGGUUAUGGAUUGAAGUGGAGACCAUGCUGAGGCCGCUGCCACCGACGAAGCGGACGAAAGGCAACAUUUCGGUCAAGAAGUCCAAUGAUUCCGCUGCGGACCGCGUACAGAGGUAUAAGCCAUGUGCGGAUGACCUACGGAUUGCGUUGUUCUUCCUGUUCUUUGUGCAAGUUGGGUUCUUCGGUACUGGCAAUGUGGCUUCUGUCUCCUCCUUCUACCUCGAGCCUGUAUACCGCUUAAUACCUGUAUUCAAACCCUUCCUCAUGGCGGCUCUUCUGAUCUUUAAGAUCGUGGCGCCCUACGUGAUUCUAUCCGCCACAUUCGCAACCCUCAACGCACGUCUAGGCUUACCUCCGUUUUCUCUGUUCUUGGUCGCCCUAACGCUGACAGAUGGCAUGACAAUGACGUUCUUCUUCCUCGUCACCGACACCGGCGCGUUCUCCAUCCUUCUCAGGUUACCGCACUCACUGACUUGCGCUGCAGGAUCUUGGCUCGAGAUAGGGCAGACGAUCAGCUUCUUCUGCAUCACGUCGUUGUUGCUGGUGUGGUCGGCAGGCAUCUGCGCGGCUGGCGAGAUCAUAAUGGGGGAUGUCCUGGAUAGCUUGCGGAGUAGCAAGUCUAACUCAAAAGUAGACUGA
This is a messenger RNA of Gloeophyllum trabeum ATCC 11539, 3039 nucleotides long. Its product is annotated as PigN-domain-containing protein. Gene Ontology annotation, biological process: GPI anchor biosynthetic process. The record is from RefSeq and is a predicted model, not a curated record. NCBI's taxonomy places the organism in Eukaryota, Fungi, Basidiomycota, Agaricomycetes, Gloeophyllales, Gloeophyllaceae. Gene Ontology annotation, cellular component: endoplasmic reticulum membrane. The transcript has 19 exons. Gene Ontology annotation, molecular function: mannose-ethanolamine phosphotransferase activity. The coding region runs from base 118 to 3039 and encodes 973 amino acids.